CAUGCGCAGGAGCGUGGUCGUUUGACAGGCGGCUGUUUGUUUGUGUCAGGAUUUCUUCAUUUCGGUCUUCAGAUUAUGUCGCGAUACGGGCGACACGGAGGCGAAACGAAGGUGUACGUGGGUAACCUGGGCACCGGGGCAGGUAAGGGUGAGCUGGAGCGGGCGUUCAGCUAUUACGGGCCGCUGAGGACGGUGUGGAUCGCUCGCAACCCGCCGGGAUUCGCCUUCGUGGAGUUUGAAGAUCCCAGAGACGCCGAGGACGCCGUCCGGGGCCUCGAUGGCAAGGUGAUUUGUGGCUCUCGCGUGCGUGUCGAACUGUCCACCGGAAUGCCGCGGCGCUCCCGCUACGACCGUCCGCCCACCCGACGGCCCUUCGACCCCAACGACCGCUGCUACGAGUGCGGCGAGAAGGGCCACUACGCGUACGACUGUCAUCGCUACAGUCGGCGGCGCUGGAGCAGGUCUCGCUCCCGUUCCCGCUCACGCUCUCGCUCUCGGUCCAGAGGGAGGAGAUACGGGCGCUCUCGCAGCCGCAGCAGAGGGAGAAGGUCUAGAUCUUUCUCUCCCCGUCGUUCUCGCUCUGGUUCUCCCAGACGCUCCAGAUCUGCAACUCCAAAACGCUCGAGGUCCAGAUCCCGCUCUCGCUCCCGAUCCGGCUCGGCUCCCAGAAGCAGGUCUGGUUCAAUAAGGAGAUCAAAAUCUGGCUCUGCGGCUAGGAGCUGCUCCAAGUCUAGAGCUCCACCUCAGACGCAGAGGUAGGUCUGUGGAUGGGAAACUGUAUUUCAGGAGCUCGACGUGAGCGUUUCUUGUGUUCCGUUUGCAGCCGGUCGGCCUCUCGAAGCCCCGCGGGAAGUGAGAGUCCGGAGCGAGACGACUGACGCUCCUGCCGUUCUUCACCAAGCACCUCAGUUUGUUUAUUGCAGUACAAUUAAAGUAAUCAUUAAAAAUGUGAGUUUGAUUGUAAGGAAGCUCUAGUGAGCAGCAGAAUGUUUUGAGUUUAUUUUUCUGUAGCUGAAGAGAGAUUUUGUGUGAUUUUGUACCUGUUUUGUUGUGUAGCGCACACACACACACACACACACACACACACACACACACUUUGGUUGGGUUUUGUAUGUGUGUAUUAAACGAAGUGAAAACGCUUUGAUCUCUGAGAUUUCUUCAUGCACUAAUGACGCUGUUCCAGCAGGUGGCGCUGUCGUUCAACACAUUCGAUUUCACAGAAAACACCAUUUGCAACCCAUUCCACUGUUGUGUCAAAAACAAACACUGCAUGGCAUCAAGACACAUACACAGUUUAGUGUGUCUUCCUGUCAUCUGCACUGUUUCUCAAGUGUCCUCGUUGGCCUGAUAUCCCACAAUCCUGUGCCUGCUCUCCAGAUGCUGGAAAUCAUUGUAUGUGUGGGUGUGAUUAAAAACAUAAAAAAGUAAAUGAAUUCAUAAAUGUGACUGUUUUAAUGUUUCAUUUUGACAGUGAGUCCUGGUUUAUGUCUGACACUCACUUGUUUGUUCUAAAUCAGAGAUUCACAAACUUUUUCACCAGUCAAACCCCUCUGUGCUACAAUAUGUGCUUUUAAUACAGUAGGUGUGUAUUAUUUACAUAUUUAAAUAAAAAUUGAUCAACACUUUGAUGUUGGUUAAAUGUCACAUGACAUGCAGG
Labeo rohita (rohu) is the source of this 1657-nucleotide messenger RNA. It is a transcript of the gene srsf7b, whose product is annotated as serine and arginine rich splicing factor 7b. NCBI's taxonomy places the organism in Eukaryota, Metazoa, Chordata, Actinopteri, Cypriniformes, Cyprinidae. The record is from RefSeq and is a predicted model, not a curated record. Gene Ontology annotation, biological process: mRNA splicing, via spliceosome. The coding region runs from base 76 to 759 and encodes 227 amino acids. Gene Ontology annotation, cellular component: nuclear speck. Gene Ontology annotation, molecular function: RNA binding; zinc ion binding. The transcript has 8 exons.